AUGAAACUUGACGCCAAAGCUCUGCGUUAUUUGACCUCUGAGGAUUUCAGAGUGCUUCAAGGGGUCGAAGCCGGCAGUCGCAACCAUGAAGUCGUUCCUACUCCGCUGAUCUCCCAGUUGUCUGGCCUCCGUGGCGGCAGCGGCGUGCAUCGUUCCAUCUCCAAUCUCGCCAAGACGAAUCUGAUCGCCAAGGUCAAGAACGCAAAAUAUGACGGUUAUCGACUUACAUAUGGUGGUCUCGACUAUUUGGCGCUCAACGCGCACCAGAAGCAGAAGGUGGUUUACUCGGUCGGCAACCAGAUCGGUGUGGGUAAAGAGUCAGACAUUGUCGUUGUCGCCCACAGCAGCGGCUCGCAGCGUAUCCUCAAGAUUCAUCGCCUCGGUCGAAUCUCCUUCCGAACUGUCAAGACCAACCGCGACUACCUUCGCCACCGAAACACAGGGUCGUGGAUGUACAUGUCCCGUCUAGCGGCUAUGAAAGAGUUUGCCUUCAUGAAGGCGCUGCGCGAGAACGGUUUUGCGGUCCCAGAGCCCAUCGCCCAGAACAGACAUACGAUUGUCAUGGAAUUGAUCGAUGCAUUCCCACUCCGCCAGAUCUCCAGGGUGCCCCAUCCAGAAGCGUUGUAUUCGGAAUUGAUGGAUAUCAUUCUCGAACUUGCGCGAUUUGGUCUGAUCCAUGGCGAUUUCAACGAGUUCAACAUCUUGAUCAAGGAGAUUGCGGAUCCUAGCGAAAAAGGAAAGGCUGCGGCUGAUGCGGAUACUGAAGAGUCUGAAGAGAAUAUCCGGCUGGAACCGGUUAUUAUCGACUUCCCUCAGAUGGUCUCCAUUGACCAUGUCAACGCGGAGAUGUACUUUGAUCGAGACGUCAACUGUAUCAAGCGAUACUUCCAGAGGAAGUUCCACUUUGUCAGUGAUGUACCAGGGCCUUUCUUCUCUGAUGCGAAGAAGAACUUCCUCAGAAACCCGGGCAAGCGCCUGGAUGUGGAAGUCGAGGCCUCUGGAUUCUCCAGGAAAAUGGCUCGUGAGCUGGAAACCUACAUGAAGGAAGUCGGAGCAGACGGAGACGCCGGUGCUGCUCGAGACGACCUUGACGACGACGAUGAGGAUGAUGAUGAUGACGAGGAGGAUGAGGGUGACUCCGAGGAGGAGGACACACAUCAAGAGCCAGAAGUCGGAUCCAGUAGCACAGAGGUCGAGGAAAGUGCAAAACGCCUAGAGGCUUUAGAUGUCUCUGGUUCAUCAAGGCAGUGA
Molecule: messenger RNA, 1251 nt
Organism: Penicillium diatomitis
Lineage: Eukaryota; Fungi; Ascomycota; Eurotiomycetes; Eurotiales; Aspergillaceae
Product: protein kinase RIO2
Exons: 3
Coding region: 1-1251 (416 amino acids)
Biological process (GO): maturation of SSU-rRNA; protein phosphorylation
Cellular component (GO): cytosol; nucleus; preribosome, small subunit precursor
Molecular function (GO): ATP binding; protein serine/threonine kinase activity
Source: RefSeq, a predicted model, not a curated record